This is a messenger RNA of Hibiscus syriacus, 980 nucleotides long. Its product is annotated as probable inactive heme oxygenase 2, chloroplastic. The transcript is spliced from 5 exons. Gene Ontology annotation, biological process: phytochromobilin biosynthetic process; heme oxidation. The coding region runs from base 1 to 630 and encodes 209 amino acids. Gene Ontology annotation, molecular function: heme oxygenase (decyclizing) activity. NCBI's taxonomy places the organism in Eukaryota, Viridiplantae, Streptophyta, Magnoliopsida, Malvales, Malvaceae. The record is from RefSeq and is a predicted model, not a curated record.
AUGACUAGUGGUUCUGACACUGAAAAUACCCAAAGUGAAGAAGAAGAUGAUGAUUUUGAAACAGAGAAAAGCAAUGACAAUGGCACUGAUGGAGAAGCCGAGACUUGGUGCCCCAGUAUGGAAGGAUUUCUUAGGUACUUGGUUGAUAGCAAACUCGUCUUCAACACUAUCGAGCGCAUCGUUGAUGAAUCUUAUGAUGAUUCUUAUGCCUACUUCAGGAAAACUGGAUUGGAAAGAUCAGCAUGCCUUUCUAAAGAUCUAGAAUGGUUUAGCCAACGAGAUCUUGUGGUUCCUGAACCUAGCAAUCCUGGAGUUUCGUAUGUCACGUAUUUGGAGGAAUUAGCUGAGAAAAAUGCCCCACUUUUCCUGGCCCAUUUUUACAAUAUUUAUUUUUCACACAUAGCCGGUGGUCAAGUGAUAGCAAGAAAGGUUUCUGAACAGCUACUUGAGGGGAGGGAACUGGAGUUCUAUAAAUGGGAGGGUGAUGUGCAAGAAUCACUGAAAGGUGUCCGACAGAAGCUCAACAUGCUUGGCGAGCACUGGUCUCGAGACGAUCAAAAUAAAUGCCUGAAAGAAGCAGCAAAGUUGUUCAAGUUUUUGCGAGAGAUAGUUUGUUUGAUAAUCUUAUAAACGAGAUUGGUUUCAAUCGAUGCUAUGUUUAUUUGCGAUCCAUUGACCUAGUUGUCUGAUUGUCGAUACAGCCUACAAAUGGAAUAUUGAUAUCAGUGUCGUGCAUUCAAGAACAUUGAUGGACUUUAGUGGUGACAUUGUUACCUGGGGACACAGACUCGGAAAAGGAAACAACCUUUGUUGAAAGCCAUGAAAAUAGUGGUGACUGCUGUCUCCACUGAAGAUGUGUGAAAAGGAACGGCAAGUUUGACAGUGGCAAUGUUUCUUGUUCUUGGUUGUUUGGGUUUUAAUGUAACAUGCAUAAACAGUGAAUUUAUCCUAGUGGGUGAAAUAAUAUGCAGGAUUUGAUU